Messenger RNA from Australozyma saopauloensis, 435 nucleotides. RefSeq names its product Dap1p (gene DAP1). Lineage: Eukaryota; Fungi; Ascomycota; Pichiomycetes; Serinales; Metschnikowiaceae. The coding region runs from base 1 to 435 and encodes 144 amino acids. Gene Ontology annotation, cellular component: membrane; endoplasmic reticulum; endomembrane system. The transcript has a single exon. The record is from RefSeq and is a predicted model, not a curated record.
AUGAUCUACACAAUUAUCCUAAUUGUUGUCAUUCUAUACUUUGUGUCUCUUAUUGUCAGAGACAUCGGUUCCAACCCAUUGGCAGAGGCAGAUAGCACAGAACCUCCAGCACAAACCGACUUUGUGCCCAAAACGCUUUGUAAAUUCAACGGCAAGGAUGAUCCCAAAGUGUACUUGGCAAUUGAGGGUGUCGUUUUCGACGUGACAGCUGGCAAGGGCUUCUAUGGACCAGGUGGUCCCUACGAGAACUUCGCUGGAAGAGAUGCAUCUCGAGGAUUGGCUCUCAACUCGUUUGAUCCCGCCGUUUUGACGUCGCUUGACGAGCCUCUUGAUACCUUAGAGGGUCUCUCCACAGAGGAAAGAGAGUCAUUGCUGAACUGGAAGAGCCAUUUCGGCAACAAGUAUACUGUUGUAGGCACUUUGAGCAACCCAUAG